AAAGAAGCGGAAGUGGCGAAAAUGAAAAUGAGAUGAAAAUAUCAGGCGAGAUGAGAAUGUCGGCUAUAGGUUAGUUAGGUUAGUUACGCUUAGACAUGGAGGAUAUUUUAGACCAGGUGAAAACACUCAGUGCAGACGAGUUGAGGACGCAAUUAAAGGAACACGGAGAGACUGUCGGACCUAUUUUACGGACCACGAUUGCGCUUUUUCAAAAACGGUUGGUAAGAAAAAUCAUUGCAUCCCAACAAACGACGUUAACCACCGACUCAAAAACAUCCGUUGAUGGCAGACGACUUUGUUCGUUGUCAGGAGGCAAAGAUGAAGGGAGUGACAGUUGCAAAACUGAAUGUGUUAAUAGGACCCCUUUCCAACCAGACAACCCCUUGCCAGAUUCAUCAUCAGAUUUAUCGGACGGUGUGGCCAGUUCAAAAAGUGUUUCACAGGGUGAAAAAACUGAAGACACCGAAAUCAAAAUAGCCCAGAUAAAUUUAGAGGCAUCUCAUUUUUAUGGAGUCAGUUUACCUGCCACUGUCAGUAAAGAAGAGAUUGAAGAUCAGUGCUUCGUCUUUACUGAUAAAGACUCGGCCCUAAAAUCAGUGAAGAAAUAUACUGGGGCACGUUUCAAGGUGUUCAAAUCAAAGUCGGAAGCUGAUGAAUUUUCCCUUAAUUCUGCUGAUGUCAACUCUCCAUGGAAAAAGGGGUCAAAGACUGCUGGUGAGCUGACCCCUGGAGUAAGUGUGGAGAGCUGUCCCUACAAAGCUCCAAAGAUACAAGAGUUAAUUGUACUUAGGACAAGGAUAGAGCAGGGUGAAUGUAGAGUGGUAGAAAACAUGUUCUGGGAAAACCCUCGAAUGCUGAUCAGCAGUGGUGACACUCCCACUAUCCUACAGGAAAGUGCCCGCUACAAUGCUCUCCACGUAGCGGCCAAGAGUAACCAAGCGGCCAUGUGUCAACUUAUCCUGGAUACACUAGAGGAUCCUAGCCUGAUUGAUAAGCUUUAUGCACACACCAAGGAAACACAGCUGACACGCACCAACAGAAUCAACUUUGUGGUGGACCUAUACCUCAACACUCCAGACAAAGGGAACUGUGAAACUCCGUUACACUUUGCGUGUAAGUUUGGACACAAGGAUGUUGUUUCUGUGAUUGUGUCUCACCCAAAAGUAGACCGGAAUUUACGUAACAACAAUGGUCAGACUGCCUCAGAGGUGAUUUGCAGUAGAUGUUCAAAACCAGAAGAAAAUUUGAAGGAUGAAAUUAAAGAAUUACUAGAGGGUCAGUAUUAUGUGCCACUGGUCAGGUCCGAAGAUAACACAACACAGCCUGUGAUUGGUCCACCCUGGUCACCUGACAGUAAGAACCCUGCCAUGAAUGUUCCGUUCUCUUCAUGGAGUCCUAAGGAUCCUCUGAUGGCAGUUAAGGCAUGUGCAGGACCUAUGACCCCUUCAAGAGCUGAGCAGUUCCACAAACAGUGGACCACACCUCCCAGUGGAAGUUCCGAUUAUAUCCGCAGGAAGUUUGUCAUUACCCGGCGCGAGGACAGUGACAAAGGCAUGGAACGCCUCGGCCGAGACUUGGCCCACCAGAUGCAGAUCCCUUGGCUUGAGUACUGGGAGUUCCUACAAACUUAUGCCGACCUUUCCUCUGAAGAUGGAUUUGACCUUUUGGAGGAGUAUUUCCAGAAACAAAGAAUUGCUCUCUGUAUUGCUGAUGGUAUAGAGAAACUUGACCUAUUAGCCAUGAACCAUGCCAAUGGAACAGGAACUGACAUUGGGAUAAGCCAGUAUAGUAACUUGUCAUGGAAUCUAUUAGCCUUGAGAGAAGAAGUGGAGAAAGACUUGGAAAGCUCUGAUCAUGAAAAUGAUUUUGACUCCAUUGAUCUGGAUGAAGAAAUUUUGAAUUCUCCAAAACGAGAACCUCAAAUCCAGAAUGGAGAUGCAUGUAAGUUAGAAAAUGGCGGUGGCGCCAUAGCAACCAAUGGAACCCCUCCCUCUAUGAGGAGUUCUUAUCUACGUAAUACCCAGAAUCUCUACAGUACCCCCAUCAGUGGUGAGAGUUACGGUUACGGACGAGCAGGUCUCCUCAGUCGGUCAAUGGAGAGAAGCGAUCUCAUGUUUCAGUCCACUGACAGCAUGGCGGGAAAUGGCAGUCCCAUCUCCUGUCUCUCAGCUCUAUUUGCCAAACUAUCUCUGCUAGAUCGGUCCCGAUCUUCUCCAAGAGGGAUCUCAAAGUUUAUAACUUGUACAUCCUGUAUGGGAAAUCGUUCCCAGCAUAUCUCCUCACCAGGAGAUCACCCUAUGGACGCUUCAUAUGUGUCAACAAAACCCUACAGCAAAGUUCCUUACUUUAAGGAAGCUAAUGAUACCUAUAAUGCACAUAUUGCCGCCCAUGAAGGAGGGGAAACUGCUAAUCCAAGUAAUGUCCCAGUUAGUGUUUGGAAACGCCCACCUUUGACAAAACUCGAACGAGAGGAACUUGAAUCAGAAAAACUUAGAGAAUCCUCUGCUGCAAAAGCCGACAUGAAUUGGAGAAAUAGCAAACAGCCAUCAUUGGGCUCGGAGAGUGAUUCUGAUCCCUCUUCAUUAACUCAGUCACAUAACUCCGAACUUGACGAGAGCAUAAAGGAGUUGACAAACAAUUUCAAAAAGAAGGUGGAGUUGCAGAAAGAGGAGGAUGUUGUGAACCAAUCAGAGGAUGGAUCUAGCAUUGAUUGGCAGAAUGCCUCCAAUCGUCUAAAUGUGACAUUAGAAAUGGACAGAGACAAGAUUUCAGGAAUCGUGUUUGAAUCUCUUUUUGAAACUUUGAAUGAGAGAAAAAAUCUGGAGAAUGUGAGUAAUUACAGAUCUGCUCCAACACAAACACGACGAGACAUUGUUGUGGAUUUGAAGGAGGAACCUUUGUAUAAACGUGACAUUAUUAUUGCUGACGUAGCUGUGAUACCAUUUCAUUGUAGCGUCGCAGAGAUGCACCUUUUCAAUGACAUUCCAUUCAAGGUUAUUCAUGGAGAGGUUGAGAUGGACAAGAGUAUGGACAUGGAGGCAACUCUGCCUGCUAUUAUUGAUGUGAAGUUUAAUUUUAUUGGACGUGACGUCACACAGGCUCUGGCCAUCAGUAACAGUCUCAAAUCAAAGAUGUUCUUCAUUCACGGGUACCGCCCGACCAAGUCUGACCUGGAUGCCUAUCGGGCCAUGGAGGGGGCCUCUGUGGAUAAUGACCGGUACCCUACAGUACAGAAGUGGAGGACCCAAGUCCUGUCCUACACCACUGACUCCACCUUCAGUUGGCAGAGUCCUGCAAGGGCGAGGAAGCAGUCCAAUCUAUCUUCAAGCUUCCCACUUGGUUCCUCCAAAUCCCAGGCAGAUAGUCCAAUCACAUUUAGUCCAGUAGCGCCGCGGAGUCCGAGACACUCCAUGUCCUCCAGUCUCACCAUGCCCAACAUUCGGACACAACUAUUCUCAUCGUCUGGUCCCAAGAACCGCUGGUCAAUGAUCAAUUAAAUUUCUGCUUACCUUUGACCUCUGAUAUAGUUACAGAUCUGUAAAACAACUGUGGUAUUGUUGAUUGGAAUACUUGACCUCUGACCUGCCAUAUGAUGUGAAUUUGAAUCUCAAGUCUCAACCUUUGAAUACUGGGACAACAAGAUGUAGUAGAACCACUAGACACCUGUGAUAGAACAGUGAACACUCUACAAAGUCUUUGUUGUAUGUAAUUCACCACCAGUAACGUUGUGUCUACAGUCGUGAUACACAUGUCUACACUAAAGCCUGUCGAUCACGCAUUUUGAUUAUCAAGGGACUCCUAUUAAGGGUUAUUAACAAGUUUGAGGUCAUAGUAAUGUUUUCCAACUGCUUUUAUAAAAAAUCUUGUAGUUAUAAAUGUUGUGUAUGUAUAACACGUAAUGAUAUUACUGAUUUUACUCCGAGUUAUUUUAGAUGUUUAAUUGCGUGAAAGUAUGGUGAAUCUUUUUAUUUUAAGUCUAUACAUUGUAAUUUCUGGGGAGAGACAAGAAAAAAAAGUGAGUAUUUUUGAUGGAUUACUACAAUUGAAUUGUAACUACUAGUAAAAUAAUUCGCAAAAAAAUUGUGUCCAGGAAGUAGAUUUACCAUGUUGAUGAUGUUACUGCCAGUCAAUAUUUUUAGCUCACCUAUCAGUAGUAUUGGGGCGCUUAUUAAUAGUCAUACUGGCAUUGCCAGGCUGAAGUUUCGACAUUCAUUUACACAAUACAAAAUGUAUAACCUUCUGUAUUUGUCCUAGGUAUUAUGACGUUUGACAUGGAGGUCCAAAGUUAUUCUGUUCAUGCAGUGCGGUCUACAUAGAAUUUUGUUUUCCCAACUUUUUACUAAUUUUGGACAGAUUUUUGCCAAAACCUCCAGGUUAAAGUUUUUCUUGCAAGUGCUGACUUUUAUCUGCUGACAUUUAUCAGCAAUUUUGUUGACCCGCUGAUAUUUGGCACAGAAGUACCCAAUUAAUGCUCCACUCCACAUAUUGUUAAUUGUCUGAAAAAUUGAGAUAAAUUUUGAUGUUAAAACAACAUUUAAGCGACAGUACCAAUUCCAUGUUUUCCCCGAAGAUUCCGUCUUUUCUUAGCUUAUGUUUUUUUGGCAAAUUAGUAUUUUAUCAAACACCAAUGAAAUUGAAAUAAGUACGGUAAAUUGUUACUGAUGCUAGCUAUAGAUUUCAUGUUAAGCUCCUUUAAACUGGGGGCGUGGACAUAUCCAUUUUUUUCAAACAUUUUCUAGCUACUAACUUAAGAGUAUAAAACAUUGUAGGAUAGCGUGUAGAAUUUCAGCUGUCAUUCAUUAUAUACAGUAAGUCAACCUUUCUACUCCUGAGUAGUAGGAGUUGUGGGCACUUUCCAGUGCUGAAGGUGUAAACAAUCUAGUAGGCAAAAAAGUUACUUAUCAUUAUGUCACUCCAGCCUCCUGUAGCUACACUACUACAUCUGCUAGUGGGCUUCGUGUAAUGAUAUAUAUAGUAUGUAUUGUUAUGCAUUACUGAAUGAGCUAACAAUCAGAAGAGAUGUGAUAUGUAUUUGGGUGUUGUGUAUGUUUAUGGAACAGAUGACAGAUUGUGUUGUACGAAGUAUAUAGUUGACAAUGGAAAGUCAGUUUUGUAUGUCAAAAGUCACUGGUGACACAACUCUUCUGUUGUCGAAUGUGUAAAACAGGUCUUCUCAUUAAUAAGUAAAUGUCUGUUUUUCAACAAAUUAACAAGACUUUAUAUAGGUUGAAAGCUAGGUGUGGAGUCUUGUUGGAAUUUGUGUGUGAUUUAGGAUGAGCUAGCUGGUAUGAAGUUGUGUGUGGACUAUGUAUACGAGCUGAAGUGAAGUUAUAUAUUGGAUUGCAUACACUAGAUAUGAAAUAAGCCAGGUACAAUUACAAUGUACAGUUGAAAUGACCUUUACUGUAUAUUCAUUUUGUCAGCAUUGCUUUAACAUGCACACAUUGUGAUACAAGAAAUCUGUUUUUGUAAAGCAUAUAUUUGUUGCCUUUCAAAUGUGUUCAUUCCUAGUUUGCUUGAGAACCAUUUUAAAUCCUUCAUUCGUUAACCAUGUAUUUGUUCUGUCUCUUGAAGUUUAUAGACAACCUGUUAAAUACACAGGCAGUAUAUAUAGUAGUAGUCCUAGUCCAUUUAGAAAAAGUUUGCUUUAUGGUAAGGUCCGACUAUUGUUCCGAGUGGUAAACAUCACAUCAAUAUCCGUAGAUAAAAUCACUCGCUAUGACGUUGCAAGUGACAUCAAUAUGCCGUUAAUUCAUGGUGAAAGACAGACUAUUUUUUCUUUUCUAUUUUUUAGCUCACCUGCCUGCCGAGGGCAAGUGAGCUUAUGCCAUGGCACAGCGUCCGU
This is a messenger RNA of Mizuhopecten yessoensis (Yesso scallop), 5845 nucleotides long. Its product is annotated as ankyrin repeat and LEM domain-containing protein 2-like. The coding region runs from base 96 to 3497 and encodes 1133 amino acids. Lineage: Eukaryota; Metazoa; Mollusca; Bivalvia; Pectinida; Pectinidae. Gene Ontology annotation, cellular component: endoplasmic reticulum. The transcript has 11 exons. Gene Ontology annotation, biological process: negative regulation of phosphorylation. Gene Ontology annotation, molecular function: protein phosphatase 2A binding. The record is from RefSeq and is a predicted model, not a curated record.